Canariomyces notabilis is the source of this 2269-nucleotide messenger RNA. RefSeq names its product acetyl-CoA synthetase-like protein. Gene Ontology annotation, cellular component: peroxisome; cytoplasmic side of plasma membrane; lipid droplet. Bases 210 to 2144 code for a protein of 644 amino acids. Gene Ontology annotation, biological process: very long-chain fatty acid metabolic process; long-chain fatty acid import into cell. The transcript has 3 exons. Lineage: Eukaryota; Fungi; Ascomycota; Sordariomycetes; Sordariales; Chaetomiaceae. Gene Ontology annotation, molecular function: very long-chain fatty acid-CoA ligase activity; long-chain fatty acid-CoA ligase activity; long-chain fatty acid transmembrane transporter activity. The record is from RefSeq and is a predicted model, not a curated record.
CGUCAGUUUCGACUGAGGAGAUGCUUCCAUAAGCCCUAACCUAGAGCUCACCGUCCCGCUGCAUCCGCGAAACUCAUUGGCGUCGCAUGAGUAGUGCCCAGCAGCGAGGCUCUCAAGCAUAGAUUUCCAACUAUAUCCUUCCAGUUUCUCUGAUACCCGUGAUACCGGUACUUACUCUCGUACGGGUCUCUCGCAACUCGUACAUCGCGAUGGCUGCUCUACCUCCGCAGCUGCCCUCGGCUUCAACCAUUCCUGCUUUGGCUGCGGCCGCGGCCUACAUCAAUGCGCGGACCUUCUUGUUCUACGAUCUUGGGAUGCUGAGAUCCAUCCUUCCAACCCUACUCAAUGUUGCCUGGUGGAGGAAUCGAGGACGCCUGAACUACUUUUAUCGCCUCGAGGACCUGGCCACUUCCAAAUCCUCCGAAAACCGUCUUUUUCUGCGCUUCGAGGAUAAGACUUAUACCUACGCUCAGGCCUACGACACCGUGUUACGCUACGCCGCUUGGCUCCAGGAUCGCCGCAAUGUCAGAAGCGGCGAACUGGUGGCGCUGGACUUCCAGAACACCGACACCUUCAUCUUCCUGCUCCUCGCUCUCUGGUCGCUUGGCGCCGUGCCUGCGCUCAUCAACAACAAUCUCAGCGGCAAACCCCUCACCCAUUGCGUCAGGAAGGCAACGACCCGGCUCGUCCUAAUCGACCCCGUUGUUGCCGGCAACAUUGGGGAAGAUGUCCGGUCCGAGUUGAGUCAGAUCCACUUCGAAGUCGUAACCCCGGAGCUCGAGAGACAAAUGUUAUCCAUGGAGCCCGCCCGGCCGCCUGAUGAGCUUCGGAACGACAUCGAUGGAAAUUCAAUGGCCGUCCUCAUAUACACCAGCGGAACCACGGGCUUGCCGAAAGCUGCGAUAGUGCCAUGGGCCAAGCUGGCAGUUGUUGGGUCGUUCACCGCUCGCUGGAUCGGGACCGGCAAAAACGAUGUGUUUUACACGGCCAUGCCCCUUUACCACAGCACAGCCCUCCUGCUUGGCUUUGUCCACACCCUCUCCGUCGGCGCCACGUUUGCCAUAAGUCGCAAGUUUUCGACGAGCUUGUUUUGGGACGAAGUGCGCAGACACAAGGCUACCAUCAUCCAGUACGUUGGCGAAACAUGUCGCUACCUGCUAUCCGCGCCUGUACGCACCGAUCCGGUCACGGGCGAGAACCUCGACCGCAAGCACCAUGUGCGCGUGGCCUUUGGCAACGGCCUCCGCCCGGACGUGUGGAACCGAUUCAAGGAGCGCUUCGGAAUCGAAACUAUCGCGGAAUUCUACGGCGCCACGGAAGGCACCAUGGCCAUGUGGAACCUGAGCCGAAACGACUACAGCAUGGGCGCCAUAGGUCGCAGCGGUGCACUCUACAACCUCAUCCUCGGCAGGACCAUCGCCAUCGUCGAGGUCGACCAUGAGACAGGGCUCCCGUACCGUGAUCCCAUAACAGGCUUCUGCGUGCGCGUACGGCCCGACGAGCCCGGCGAGCUGCUGUUUAAGCUACCGCCGAAGGACGUCGGCUCGCGUUUCCAAGGCUACUACGGCGACCAGGAAUCCUCAUCAAAAAAGGUCAUGAGGUCCGUCUUCGGCAAAGACGACGCCUGGUUCCGAACCGGCGACGUGGUGCGCUGGGACCGCGAAAACCGCGUAUACUUUAUGGACCGUAUCGGCGACACGUUUCGCUGGAAGAGCGAGAACGUCUCGACGGCCGAGGUUGCGCAGGUCGUCGGCCUGCACCCGGCUGUCCUGGAGUCGAACGUGUACGGGGUCCAGCUGCCGCACCAUGAGGGGCGUGCCGGGUGCGCCGCCGUCGUCUUCAAGCCGUCGGCUGUAGUCGGUGAGCCCAAUGGUUUGCCGAGCAGCGAGACGCUGAAAAGCCUGGCCCAGCACGUCCGACAAGGGUUGCCCAAGUACGCCCUGCCGCUCUUCAUCCGUGUCGUAAGGAACGGCGCGAUCCAGACCACGGGCACGAACAAGCAGCAAAAGAAUCGCCUGCGCGAGGAGGGCGUGGAUCCCGCCAAGAUUGGCUCUGACACUAUUUUUUGGCUAAGAGGCGAUUCGUAUGUCAGGUUCGGACCCAAGGAGUGGAAGAAGUUGCAAGCUGGUGGUGUCAAGCUUUGAGGUUGUGAGCAUGGCCAGCAGGAGUUGCUUUCGCAGUCCAGGGCAUUGCCUUUCUCGGUCCUCUCCCAUGAUUUCCUUAGUCGGAGUUGUUACUUAUCUCUGGGAGGAUACCUAUUUGAUGCUCG